Molecule: messenger RNA, 1124 nt
Organism: Zea mays
Lineage: Eukaryota; Viridiplantae; Streptophyta; Magnoliopsida; Poales; Poaceae
Exons: 4
Coding region: 418-969 (183 amino acids)
Source: RefSeq, a predicted model, not a curated record
GGCAGGCACGCAGGCAGAGAGACUGGGACUUGAGAGACCGGCAGAGCGAGAGGCACUGUACUACUGUUGGUAACUAAUCCGCGCAUCUGGCCCAAGUGGCAGUGAGCGAGGCAGGUAAAGAAGAGCAUCAUCACCACCGCGCUAGCGCUGCGGACACUAGCUAGGGACUCGGAAAGCAAGGGCCCCUGGCGCGCAGCAUGCACGGCUGCUGCACUGCACUGCACUCCUGCGGCAUGAGUGACUCUCAGUGACUGUGGGGUGCUAGUACUCAUUGCCUGCCUGCCGGGGCGGGCCUCGGCUCAUCAGUAACAGCUGAACGCUAGCCGCUGCUUUGGGCGCUCGCUUUUCCUCGACCGCUUUUCUCUGAACAGUUUGGGUACGUGUGCCCCCGCAUUCUCUUCGGCCGGCUAUGUAUAGAUGAGCGACCCCCUGCUACCCAAUUCCAACACUCAGGCAACCCAGCUUUGGCUGCCCUUGCUUGCUGCUCAGUUCUUUGCCCCCUGUUCCUCCUCCUCCUCUUUUCGCACCUCGGCGCCUGCUUCGGCAUCAACUGCGACCGAGAUGGAGGCGCAAGACGACUGCAAGUGGCGCCAAGUCCCGGCGUUCGGCGACUGGAACCUGUGGGACGACAUGCCCGUCACCCAGUACUUUCAGGCAGGGACCUUCUUCUUCGCCGCGCCGACGACAGAGAAGGACGACGACGAGGAUCUCUUCAAGGUGCCCCAGUUCCCUGCCACGCCCUACAGCUACAAGAAGUGCGUUGUUCGAGUGAAGGGGGAGAAAGGAACUGCUGUGCCUCCGGCGGCGAGGAAGGGAGGAAGGAGGCGCCGCGUGAACGAGCAACAGAAGUGGAAGCCCAAGGGAGCUGUGGACGAGGACCUCUACAAGAUAUCCCCGCAGCUUCUCUGCAAGAAGAAGCUCCUGAGGAAUCUGCUGGGAGGGUGCCUGGGCCUGAGCUGCAUCGCAUGACCGAGAGACGCAUCGCUUAAUAAGUUUCUGGGGAGUUUGUUGUUCGGUGGGUGCUCUGGAGAGUUGUAUAGUGUCUACGCUAAUAUGGAAUCAAUGGAAACUUACUGCUGCUUUUGCACUCUUUUGAAUGUAAACACUAGCUCGCAUUCCAUCUC